This is a messenger RNA of Nematostella vectensis (starlet sea anemone), 6200 nucleotides long. RefSeq lists its product as uncharacterized. The record is from RefSeq and is a predicted model, not a curated record. Gene Ontology annotation, molecular function: protein binding. Gene Ontology annotation, biological process: post-Golgi vesicle-mediated transport. Lineage: Eukaryota; Metazoa; Cnidaria; Anthozoa; Actiniaria; Edwardsiidae. Gene Ontology annotation, cellular component: Golgi apparatus; membrane. The coding region runs from base 357 to 5240 and encodes 1627 amino acids. The transcript is spliced from 39 exons.
UUGCCAACCGAUGCAUGGAAGAACCGCGGAAAUGGGGAUGUAAUAACAACAUCCCGCUGCACACAAAGUUGAAACGUGUUUUGGAGUCAAAUACAAGUUUGGGUAAAAUUAAUUUGAUUUAUUUGACAUAUAAUGUUACGGUUCAGAAAAAAAGCGUGUUUUAUUUGAAUUUAAUAGCGAAUGCUCAACAGUGACCUUAAACAGAAACGGAAAUAGCGAUUGGAUAUAUUUAGAUCCUUUCCCACAGGUAAUAGACGCGCUAAGAGAAUCUAGAACUGCUAACCUCGCUUUCAAGUCCUUAGCGAAUAUUAUUGAUUGAUGUCGUCUGUCCAACUAAGCGUGACAUUUUGGCCAACAUGGAUGUUCUUCCACGACAGUUCGCUGGUUUAGCUAUCUUUUUGGUGUUUGUCUCGGUAAAUAGCUACCGAUUCAGCAUCCCAACAAAUCUGUUCACCCAAGGUCCAGUCGAUUCGAGUUUGGAACCCGAAGGACUUCGAGAAAUUCGCGCGCUUUCACUCGACGAAGAAACAGACGAGCAUGACGAAGAACGAAAACUUCAUCAAAGAUUUCGUAGAGCUUCGGUGCAGCCUUCAGAGCCGAUUAUAAUAGAGUCUGACCUUAAAGGCGAAACUCGGAAUAUAUUUUACAUGUAUUGGCCGGGAAAUGCUGCGCAAGAUAAAAAUAUUCUGCUACUAGCAAAAAACGAACAAGGCCCACCGAAACCUAUCAUAUAUUUGUCGACGAAUUUCGGUAAAAACUGGACAAACAUCAACUCCCGUUUGCAACUGAAGAAUAGAAGGUCUCAAGGCAGCGUUGACCAAAUUUAUGUCAGCAAACUAAACCCAAGGCUGUGUCUUCUUGCUGAUGCAACCAAUAAGCAUCUUUUCCUUGCACGAGAUUUCCAGAACUUUGUGGCAAUACAGCUUUCUUGGACACCUUCCUUCCUGUCUUUCCACCCAACCAAAGCUGAAAUUAUAGCUGGAUACGAUAAGCUUACUAAAAAGUUGUACCUUUCCAGAGACCAGGGAGUGAGUUUUACUGAGAUACAAGAUAGCUUAAAGGCAUUUUGGUGGGGUGUACCAGAUGUUGACGAGUACAGUAUUAUGUUUUUUGAAGUAUAUAAAUCACAGGCCAAAGAUUCUCAGAGCACUGCCUAUAAGUAUGACUUCCUAACAGUGAAUCGAAUAAAACUACUCGACUAUGUUGAUGAGUUUGAAGUCAUGCAAAAGUAUUGCUUCGCAACUCUAACAAAAACAGAGGGUGACAAAAAAUCUACGGAAUUUCUUGUUUCCUACAAGCGUGGGAAUUUCAAACCAACAAAAUUUCCAGUCAAAGAGCAUUCCCGGGAUUACUUUGUGUUCGAUGUAUUAGACGACCAAGUGUUUGUAGUCAUUAAUCAUCAGCGCAAUGAAUCAAAUAUGUACUUGUCAGAUGUUGGCGGACAGAAGUACACUCUGUCCUUGGAGAGAGUACUUUAUCACAACCCGUACACUGAUGUCUCCUCCCCUUGGCUUAGGACGGUUGUUCCGUAUGCUUUUGUUGAUGUCCACAAGGUGAAGUCUAUGCGCGGGGUGUACCUCGCUACUCAGCUGACUCCAGGGCCUGUAGGCAAACGUCAUCUGCUCUCGAUGAUCACGUACAACAGGGGCGGCUCAUGGGGCCGUAUUCGCUCACCUACUCGUGAUAUCCAUGGCUCACCAAUCUAUUGUUAUUUGCCUUCAUGUUCGCUGCAUAUGAACUUGUUAUACGGAAGCGUCUAUCGGAUCUCGCCUUCCGAGAAUCUCCUGUCUACUCACUCUGCACCGGGUCUUGUUAUGGCUCUGGGUGUGGCAAGUACAAACCUGAAAAUCCAUCCAGACGUGUUUGUCUCCACUGAUGGCGGAGCCAACUGGAAAAGGGCAUUGCGCGGAAAGCACCAGUACGCUUUCGGGGACCAUGGCGGUGUUUUAAUGGCCGUGUUGUACCGAAGAUACACUUACACUUUGAGGUAUAGCACGAAUGGCGGCAACAACUGGACCUCUAUCCCUUUCACGAGUCCUCAAAACAAGGUUUUAGUGGAAGACAUCAUGACGCAGGCAGAAGAGAAAUUACCCAUUUUCAUACUGUACGGCUCGACCAUAAAGGACAACAAGAAACAAUGGAAACUCUUUCACAUCAACCUUACUAGUGUACUUGGCUCUCCCUGCCAAGCAAGCGAUAUGCAGCUUUGGGUUCCCUCAGACGAUCGAGCUGGGCUGGAGCGGUGCAUUUUGGGAGAGCAGGUUGAGUACAAAAUUCGUAACUGGACGAAGACGUGCCUUAUGGGGAAGGACUAUGAGGCGGGCAAGGUGGUCAAGAGCUGUACCUGCCGCAGGGUCGACUUUGAGUGUGACUUUGGGUUUGUGGCCAACACCUCCUCACCCGGGCGCGGAUGUGUCUUGUCCGACGAUGAAGACUUGGACAAUGACGUCAUCCCUGAUAAUUGUCCUGAAGGCACUUUCUACAACCGAUCUAGCGGGUAUCGUAAAGUUAUCGGGAACAAGUGUGUUGGUGGUGAUUCAAAUUUCUUCCUUCCGAAAAAGACUCCAUGUCCUGUUGGAGAUCUUGGUGGACUGAGCCUUACCUCUAGUGCUAACGCGGUUAAGGUGAACGAAACUGUCACUCUAACCGCCUCCUUAGGAAAAGGAUACCUACCCAACAUCAAAUUCUCGUGGGAUUUCGGAGACAACCACAGGUUCACAGGCUCCGGCAAGAACGCAGCAACCCAGACUCACAGCUUUACCAAGCGUGGUCACUACGUGGUUGUAUUGACUGUAACCAACACGCGCAGUAUCCUUGUCGAGCGUAGUGACGUUUAUGUGGAAGCCGAACUUCAAAGUGACAGGCUGUCAAUCAGUGUCAAUCCUCCCGACCCAUCAAUCGACCAGGAGAUCGUCUUUGUUGCCAACCUUCUGAACUACACCCCGGAUGAAAUUGGCACACUUACGUAUACAUGGAAGGUCGAUGGCAAGACUGUCAAGCAAUGGCAGCCCGUGUUUAAAUACACGUUCUCCAGAUCAGCAUCGUACAAAGUCAGCGUGAGUGUCUCAAACCUGGUCAGCUCAAUUGGCUCGUCUAUAUCGAUAUUCGUGUCAAAAGAUAUCCGCCCGAGAUCAGUAAAGGCCGUAUCUCUGGGUUCUAACGCUGUCAGCGUCGAAUGGCAACCACCUCUGGAGGCUACCCUGUACAUUCAAGGCUACAAAAUAUUCAAAAGUGUGAAUCCGAAGCAUGGCUUCGAGGAAGUUAAGGCGAUCGACAAUGGUCUCUUAACACACGCAGUCAUCUAUGAUCUCCUCCCGGCCACUAAAUACUACUUCAAAGUCAUGGCGUAUACAGCAGUUGGUGAUGGCCCUUUCUCAGAUGUGGUGAGCGCUACUACCAACUCCACCGCUCCCGGCAUCCCUGAGAACCUCCAUGCCUACCCAACAAGUGCCACAUCUAUCAAGGUCGAGUGGAGCAAGCCAAAGAACACGAACCAGCAGAUUCAACAAUACACGAUUCAUUGGUGGAUGGUAGAAGACCCUCGUGUUACCCCAAAGAAUGUGGACGGCACGGUUACCUCCAUAGAGUUUACCAAACUUCGCCAAGACACCCUAUACUCGUUUGAGGUAUUUGCUACAUCGGCGAUUGGCCAGGGUGGUGCUGCAGGCCCAGUGACCGCCCGAACCAACAUUAGCAAACCAUCUUUUCCCCCUCGAAACCUGCAUAAGAUGGCAAAUAACGACACUUGUGUGCUGAUGAAAUGGGACCCGCCCCCAUUCUCUCAAACUGACAGCAGGCCGUUCCCAGCCAAGGGUUACCGUGUGCUGCUAGAUGGCAAGGUGUACGCCUCUACCACUAGUACCACCAAGUGGGUAUGCGGAUUGUCCCCGGCAACCCAAUACCAGAUAGGCGUCCUAGCGCAAUCCGUAGCUGGAGAUGGACCAGCCAGUGUCAAGGUCAUCACGCUCCCUGCACUAAGACCAACUACGCCGCGGGUGCUGAUGGGAGAGGCGAAGUCUUCGCGCAGUAUCCAGCUCACAUGGCAAGCUCCGGCAAAAAUCAAUGGCAAGUUACUCAACUACGCCGUGUACCAGAUGCUCCCGUCUUCGUGGGCCGUCCCAAGACAGGUUCUCGGUACUUCUUACCUCGUUACAGGACUGCUUCCCUAUACUCAGUACCAGUUUGCAGUGGCCGCAAAUAACAGCGUGGGACUGGGCGCUCUGUCCUCUCCGAUUCUUGUAACGACAAGAGAAGAGAUCCCGGAUGCCCCAAAGUACGUCACCGCAGAAGUAGUGCAACCGGAGUCUGCCACAAUUAAGAUCACGUGGUCCCAGCCCAAGCAUCCAAAUGGCGUCAUCACAGGAUACAAGAUCACGUGGCGGAAGACAGACGUGUCUGAUGGAGGCGAGGACGGGCCAAGGUUUACAGACGUGGGCAACUCCAUGACGCACACAUUUGGGCACCUGGAACCUGGAACCGAGUACUCCUUCAGCGUGGGGGCGAGAAAUAGAGCAGGGGAGAGUUUGACUACGAGCCUCGUUGUCAGGCAGUACACACAGCCAGCAACUGAAGGAACCACACGUCUUAGCAUUAGAUUCGCGGGCGCACUGGAUACCGCUGGUCAAUACUUCCCAGAGGAGUUUUAUCAAGCUGUCAGUGCUCAGGCUCAGAUACCUAGCGAGCGCGUAGCGGCGCUUGAGGUGCAAGCGGCUCUUGUGUUCUUCAACAUCCUGCCAGCAUUCAAGUCACCAGGAAAAUCUAUACAGCAGGUGAUUCUCGCGCUCAAUCAGACAUUCAAUGUUGGCAAAACAGGGAAAACUGUUGCAGGGUCACUGAGGUGGAUCAAGACCUACCUCGGACCAGAGCCAACAACAGCAGUCCCAAACAACAAACCAGGCGUGAUCGGCGCACAGCGUAGCGGCUCCAGUCAAUCUGAAAAGCGAACCCUAGCAUUAGCCAUCGCUAUACCGAUCUCACUUAUAGUCCUCGCUUUAAUGGUGGGAAUGGCCUUCUACUACCGAAAAUACAAGAAUCUAGAGAAGCAUUAUACCAAUAUGUCGAGCAUAUACCGGGCACAUAAUGACGAGCUAAAUAUCGUGUACCCUGCCGAUAUGCAUGAAGACCCUCACGACCGCGAGUUGCUUCAGAAUGACAUCAAAACAAGCUCCAAGAAAAAAAGAUCCCAUAAGGAUGAGGAAAGAGUGCCUUUAGAGGAACAUGACGAGCUGGCUUUGGUUUGAGCCUCCCGCGUGUAUGGAUCCGGCCCGGCAUAGAUCUUUACAGAAUACUGCCGGUAUUCUCUACAACAUCGCCAGGCGCCUAAAACGUUUAAGAGAUGUAGUGAGCCACACUUUUGCUUUCAUUUAAUAUUGAAAUCAUGUUAAGAGUUUUAUAAACAACCGUUUAAAAACAGGGUUGUAGAAAACGCAAUAGCACAAUUUCACAAAUCAGCCGAUGGGAAUGCUUUCCCAAACUUGCUAUUUUUGUUAGGAUGGCAUACUUUUAGAAAGUUCCAUCAAAGAGCUGUACAACUCAGUUUAGAGUCUAUUUUCAUGCAGCACUGAUAGAUACAUAAGGACAUCGGAAGGCUGCAACCACGUCCGUACUGAUCAUUUCCUUAUUUUGAAUAUAUUGGGAGGAGCACAAGCCAACCCCGGCCCCUAACCCUGCUACGGCCCUGUUGUCGAUCUCCAAAUAGGCUUCCCGUCGAUAACUAUUUAUUGCUCAGGGGCCGGUUCCCAGAAAGCAGUUUGAGCUAGCCCAAGGAUAAAUACGGCUCUCUUUACAUUCGAUUGGAUAAAAAGGGCAUUCAUCCCUGGGUUAGCGAUAACCUGUUUCCAGGAACCCGGCCUAGCUUCGUGCUAAAUAAAAUUUUCUCACUACAAGUUUACAGCGCGAUUAAAUAUCCACUAGUCUUCAAUAGCUUUGUUUUCCUUAGGUACUAGGCGUAGCCCAAAAAGAAAGUAACGGGUAAGGUUAUCUAGCAGCCAUUCAAAAAAGAAAACAGGACUUGUGCAUGUCAAUUUCUCUUUUACUUUUCAACGGCGAGGAAGGAAUUUGAUUGCUGAGAGCUGUAAAUUUAACAAAAUUGCAUAAUUAGGUAGCGAUUGUUGUGAUUGGUUGUUUAUAUUGUCAUUCCACCUAGUCUUAUCGGUACUUAGUAUCGCCUAAAGUAUUAAAAUGGUGUUGUAAUGUUUGUA